AUGCAUGUCUCACUCGAACGGCGCAACAUCUACGAGCUGGGGGAGGUGCACUCGCGCACCUAUGGCCUCAAGGCGGCCGAAAUCCCCACCACGGUGAAGCUGAACCUCAGCCACAACCAUCUCCGUAACCUGCAGAGGCCCUUCGCGCACUCCAACCAAGGCGACGUUCGUGUUGCUGCUGAUACCGAUACGGCUGUGUCUUCGUCUUUAGGCACGGCAUCGGCCGGUGCGUCGCACUUGUCGCUUGAGGAGGAGAGCAGCGCCCUGCGCCCCUUCACCUCCCUCACACAUCUCCUGGUCAACCACAAUCAGUUGUGCAGCUUGGUGGGGCUGUGCGGCGCAGCGGAUACGCUGACCGUUCUUAUCGCCACGCACAACGCGCUCACCUCAGUGGAUGGCAUGCAGACGUGCAGGCGAUUGACGUACGUGGACCUCUCCUACAACUCCAUUGAGUCGCUGCAGGGGCUUCCGCUGAUGCUCGUGGCGCCGUCUUGGGAAGCUGCCUCUGGGAAUAGCCCGACCGCCUAUAAUGUUCUUCAUAAAGUGGCCUCGGAGAGCGCAGCCGAGCUCUCGCACAUGGGGGCAUCCGCCUUGGAAGGUGCCGCCCUAGCUGCACAGCUGAUGGCUGGUGGCACGGCGGCGAAGGAAGACGUCGAACUCAUCUUUGAGAGCGUCGACGGUGGCGACAACGAAAGCCAUACACCCAUCCCCACCGCGUCUAUCCCCAUCAGCCUCCAGUCCUCGGUGGGUACAGAAACACAGCAGCAGCCCUCGGGCCGGUCUCUGGGACGUGCUCGCAGCCUCGCGGCGCGUCCGUCGCUUAGCGCCGGCGCGUCGGCCGCCACUGGGGCGCAUGCAUCCUCUCAACCGGUAGCAGCAUCUGCCGCGGCGGAUGCCUCUCCACUGUUGCCUGGUGCCAAGUCAGGCUCUGGCAACAUAGACAGCAACAAGGUCGGCGUCGUGCUCAUCCUUUCGCACAACCGCCUGCGUGGGCGUUCUCUGUCGGGGAUGGUGUGGGUAGGGUCGGCAGACGCUGAAAGGGCCGCUGCGCAGGGUGGAACGGGCUCGUCAACGCACCUUUUUCUGCGCCCGUGGUGCACGGCUCUGACGCACCUGGACCUGUCGCACAACUACAUCGAAGACACUCGUGAUGUUCGCCGGCUCUUCACUCCGAUACCCUGGCCUUCCUCCCCUUCCCCUUCCUCCGCUGCCGCCGUCACGUGUGCCCCGGCACUGGCCCGCUUGCGGUGCCUCGAUAUCAGCGGCAACCCAUUCUUGGUGAACGGAUCGCUGGCGGAUGAGCUCGCGAGGUCAAUGAGGACGGCCGUGGGGAACGACGACAGGUCUGUGGUGUCGUCUGUGCAGUUUCGCUUGAACUACGCCUCCCGCACGCUGAGUGCCGCGCUCCGGGGACCCUCUCCUUCGGCGAGUGCAGUCGGCUUUCCGAGCCUGGCCGCUGCACAACGUGCCAUGGAUGCCCUUCUCACCUCCCUCGCCGACCGCUGGCAGUGCACCGCGCCAUCGUCGUCGGCGCCGGCCACCACGUCGAUGUUCUCUCUCUUCUCCCCCGCAGACGCCCGCGCUGCGGUGGAGAAGGCACCGCAACCGUGUACCGUUCACUUGCGUGGCGGCGAGCUUACUGUGCUCGCCGCAGCGCUCCAACAGCGCGGUGCUCGCCUGGGCGAGAUGCUGGAGGUGCCAGCGUUGGCGCCAGGCCUUUAUGCGAAGCGCGCUGCCGCGUCGCCAACGCCGAACACAGCAGGUAGCGGUCACAGCCCGCCUCCCUCUGGCCACUCACGCAACGGCGGCGACGCACACACGGCUGUGGCGAUGGCCGCAGAUGCAGACGCCCCCCGUGCCAUCUUUCUCACGCCACCGCCUCGAUGGACCCGCGAUACUUCCAUCGGUGUGGACGCCAGCGUCUUGAGUGGCGGGGGUGCCCCAUCGCCGCCAGCGGCGCAGCAGCCGACGACACGGAUGGCUCCGUCCUCAGCGCCGCCCACGCCACCGAGAGCGGCAACUGUGGAAGCACCACAGGACGCCCCGAGCACCUCCAGCAGCAGCAGCCGAGCGGAAACAUCGACGGUGGGAUACCGGCUUUACCAGGGUCGGGGCCAUCAACGGCAGCCGGGGCCUGUCGUUGACAAGAGUGCCGAGAACACUGGAGCUGCCGUGGCGCACCUUGAUGUCACCGCCGGCAGUGGCGCGGCAGCAGUCUCGCACACCUCAACGGUGUCACUCUCUGCAGAUGCGGUGGAGCUGCAGCUCCUGCACGCUGAGGUUGUCGAGCUGCGCCGUCGCCAUCGCGAACUGCAGCGCCAAACGCAUGACCAGACGCGCGUGCUGCAGCGCCAAGAGGCCACGAUACGAGAGCUGAAGAAGGCAGCAGCACUCGCGCAGCAGGAGGCACAAGCUGAGUUGAGCAAGGCGCAGCUCGAGAUCCAGCGGCUGCAUCAACGGGUGCAGAUACUGAACGACUUAGCGGCACAGGCGGCGCCGCCUCAGCCGACUUCUGUGUCGCCAACUUUGUCUGUGCCGCUGCAGUUGCCGCCCUCGGGCAACUUGUGA
Messenger RNA from Leishmania mexicana MHOM/GT/2001/U1103, 2568 nucleotides. RefSeq lists its product as hypothetical. Lineage: Eukaryota; Euglenozoa; Kinetoplastea; Trypanosomatida; Trypanosomatidae. Bases 1 to 2568 code for a protein of 855 amino acids. Gene Ontology annotation, molecular function: protein binding. The record is from RefSeq and is a predicted model, not a curated record. The transcript has a single exon.